Messenger RNA from Colletotrichum truncatum, 3504 nucleotides. RefSeq names its product calcium-translocating p-type atpase. Gene Ontology annotation, molecular function: ATP hydrolysis activity; ATP binding; P-type calcium transporter activity. Lineage: Eukaryota; Fungi; Ascomycota; Sordariomycetes; Glomerellales; Glomerellaceae. Gene Ontology annotation, biological process: intracellular calcium ion homeostasis; calcium ion transmembrane transport. Gene Ontology annotation, cellular component: plasma membrane; intracellular membrane-bounded organelle. The record is from RefSeq and is a predicted model, not a curated record.
AUGGCGUCUCUUGCACCACCUCAGUUGCGCGUCGAUACCCGCCAUUCUCGCGGGGAUAGCCAAGACGACGCUAUAACACCCUCUCCGAUUUCAACACACUCAAAUCCCUUUCUCACACCCGCGGUCAGCGCCGCAGCAAGCAUGCGCUCAAGCACGACCGUCGUCGUCGAGGACCCCGAUGCUGCUCUCCGGCCCGAUCCUGGUACGGAAGGCGACUUUGUCGUCGAGAAUAACCCCUUUGCAUUUAGCCCCGGGCACUUGAACAAACUGUUAAAUCCGAAAUCACUGCCUGCAUUUUUAGCCCUCGGCGGACUUCGCGGAAUCGAAAAGGGCCUGCAAACAGACGUAAAGGCCGGCUUGUCCCAGGAUGAGGCAUCAGUCCGUGGCAAAGUCAGCUUCCAGGAGGCCACCGGCCACAAGGAGCCAACCUUCGCCACCUCGGGUGCUCAGCCAUCUGCCACGCACCAUGCUGAUGGCAAUGGUUUCACCGAUCGCAUCCGAGUUUACGGCAGGAACAUCCUGCCUCCCAAGAAGGCUACGCCGCUGUGGAAGCUUAUGUGGAAUGCGUAUAAUGAUAAAGUCAUCAUUUUACUGACUGUCGCUGCCGCCAUCUCACUGGCGCUGGGUCUUUACGAGACAUUUGGCGCCGAGCAUGAUCCUGAAGCAGGCCAGCCCGUGGACUGGGUCGAGGGUGUUGCUAUUAUUGUCGCCAUUCUGAUCGUUACUUUGGUCGGAUCUCUUAACGACUGGCAAAAGGAGAGGGCUUUUGUCAAGCUUAAUGCUAAGAAGGAGGACCGUGAGGUCAAGGUCAUCCGGUCCGGUAAAUCUUUCAUGAUUAACGUUGCAGAGAUCCUGGUUGGCGAUGUCAUUCACCUCGAGCCUGGCGAUCUCGUCCCGGUGGACGGUGUCUUCAUCAGCGGUCAUGAUUUGAAGUGCGAUGAGUCGUCGGCCACCGGCGAAUCCGACGCACUGAAGAAGACCGGAGGCGAUGUCGUCUUCAACGCCCUGCAAUCCGGAAACGCGUCCAAGGACAUGGACCCUUUCAUCAUUUCUGGCGCCAAGGUUCUCGAGGGUGUCGGUACCUUCGUCUGCACGUCUAUUGGCACUAACUCCAGCUUCGGAAAGAUCAUGAUGUCGGUCCGUACCGAGACUGAGUCCACCCCUCUGCAGAAGAAGCUCGAAGGUCUCGCCCUGGCCAUUGCAAAGCUUGGAAGCAGCGCCGCCCUCUUCUUGUUCGUCGUUCUCCUUAUCCGUUUCCUCGCUGGGCUGCCCAACGACGUCCGUCCGAGCUCCGAGAAGGCCUCGACCUUUAUGGAUAUCCUGAUUGUCGCCAUUACCAUUAUCGUUGUGGCUGUUCCUGAGGGUCUUCCGCUGGCUGUCACCCUUGCUUUGGCAUUUGCGACCACUCGACUCCUGAAGGAAAACAACCUGGUUCGUGUUCUCCGCGCAUGCGAGACCAUGGGUAAUGCGACGACAGUUUGCUCCGACAAGACGGGUACUCUGACGACAAACAAGAUGACGGUUGUUGCCGGCACCUUUGGUUCUUCCAGCUUCUCCAAGUCUUCCGACGGCGAGAAGGCUACUACUGCUGUACAAUUCGCGCAGACUCUCCCAGCGGCCACCAAGGAACUCAUUGUUCAGUCCGUCGCAAUCAACUCCACCGCCUUUGAGGGAGAGGAAGAUGGUCAGGCUACCUUCAUCGGCUCCAAGACCGAGACGGCACUGCUCCAGUUCGCCAAGGACCAUCUUGGUAUGCAGGCUUUGGCGGAAACCCGCUCAAACGAGGAGGUCACUCAGAUGAUGCCUUUCGACUCGAGCAAGAAGUGCAUGGGAGCUGUCAUCAAGCUGCCCGGCAAUGCGGGCUACAGACUCGUUGUCAAGGGUGCCUCUGAGAUUCUCCUGGGAUACAGCAGCCAGAAGCUCAACGUCUCUGACCUUUCCAUCUCGACCCUGGAGAAGACUGACCGCCAGUCUUUGGAGGCGACCAUCGAAUCCUAUGCCAAGCAGUCCCUUCGCACCAUUGCUUUGAUCUACCAGGACUUCCCCCAGUGGCCACCCCACGGUGUCAAGGCUACCUCUGAGGGCCACGUUGACCUGGCUGAUGUCCUUCACGAUCUUGUCUUCAUCGGUGUUGUUGGUAUCCAGGACCCGGUUCGCCCCGGUGUUCCCGAGGCUGUGGCCAAGGCUAAGCAUGCUGGUGUCUUCAUCCGCAUGGUUACUGGUGACAACGCUGUUACUGCCCAGGCUAUCGCUACCGAGUGUGGUAUCUACACGGAAGGUGGUCUCAUCAUGGAGGGCCCUGUCUUCAGGACUCUUUCCGAGGAGGAGAUGAACGAGAAGCUACCCCGUCUGCAAGUCUUGGCCCGUUCCUCGCCCGAGGAUAAGCGCAUCUUGGUCACCCGCCUCAAGGCCCUUGGUGAGACCGUCGCUGUUACUGGUGACGGCACCAACGAUGCGCCUGCGCUCAAGGCCGCGGACGUGGGUUUCUCGAUGGGUAUCUCUGGUACUGAGGUUGCCAAGGAGGCUUCUGCUAUUGUGUUGAUGGACGACAACUUCACUUCAAUUGUCACGGCUCUCAAGUGGGGACGUGCCGUCAACGACGCCGUCCAGAAGUUCCUUCAGUUCCAAAUCACCGUCAACAUCACUGCCGUCCUCCUCGCCUUCAUCACCGCUGUCUCCGAUCCCAAUAUGGAAUCCGUCCUCACCGCCGUUCAGCUCCUCUGGGUCAACCUCAUCAUGGACACCUUCGCCGCCCUCGCCCUUGCCACGGACCCUCCGACUGAAAAGAUCCUCGACCGCCUGCCGCAGGGCAAGAAGGCGCCUCUCAUCACCAUCAACAUGUGGAAGAUGAUCAUCGGCCAGGCCAUCUUCCAGCUUACCGCAACCCUCAUUCUGCACUUCGCCGGCAACAGCAUCUUCGGAUAUGACAGCGGCAACGAGGAUCAGCAGCUCGAGCUCGACUCCAUGAUCUUCAACACUUUCGUGUGGAUGCAGAUCUUCAACGAGUUCAACAACCGACGCCUCGACAACAAGUUCAACAUCUUUGAGGGUGUCCACCGCAACUACUUCUUCAUCUUUAUCAACUGCAUCAUGGUCGGCGCCCAAGUCGCCAUCAUCUACGUCGGCGGCAAGGCGUUCCGCAUCACCCCUGGCGGCAUCAGCGCGGAGCACUGGGGUGUUUCUGUUGUCAUCGCCUUCCUCUCCCUCCCCAUGGCCGUGCUCAUCCGUCUGUUCCCGGACCCUUGGUUCGAGAAGAUCGCCAAGACGGUGGGCAGACCGGUGGUCAUUGUCUACCGUGCCCUGGCCAGGUUCUUCAGCUCCAUCGGUUCCGUUUUCCGCCGCAAGAAGACCACCGACGGCGACUCCGCCUCUGCCGAGGAGGAGAACGGUGUCUCCUCCAGCUCUGAGAAGAGCGAGUCCAAGAUCAUGGAUGCCCCUGCCAUCGUCAUCUCCCCUCAACCCGAGGACAACAAGAACAGCAGGGACGUUGAGAAGGGCCAGUAA